Molecule: messenger RNA, 726 nt
Organism: Vespa mandarinia (Asian giant hornet)
Lineage: Eukaryota; Metazoa; Arthropoda; Insecta; Hymenoptera; Vespidae
Product: putative glutamate receptor
Cellular component (GO): membrane
Molecular function (GO): ligand-gated monoatomic ion channel activity
Source: RefSeq, a predicted model, not a curated record
GAUCUGUACGAUUCUCGGAGUAAACGAAUAAUCGAAUAACCGAUGAUAAUUUUUUCAAUAGUUUAGAAAAUCUGGCGCUUUAUACUUUAUGUGCACUGUACAUUUUGUGAUGUGUAAAUAUUUUCUUAUGAAUUUUUAUAGACCGUCGAUCCGUCUAACUUGAGAAAUAAUCCUAUCGACAAAGAAAUAAUGUUCGUUAUUCGAUUAAACAUACUCGUUCUUCUUUUUCUUCAAAAAAAUGCAAAAUCGCAAGAUCUUUUCAACGCCGACAAACAAACACCUUUCAUUUUAGAUAUUUGCAAAUUAUCCGCAUCGAAAUCUGUAAUUUUCUUACACCAUAAAUCUACAAAAGAAAUGGAAAUGACAACGAUAAUUUUCAAAUGGAGACGUGCACUUUCUCGUGAAGGGAUUGCGAGCACGAAUUUGCAUUUUUCACAAUUGCACAAAUCAUCGUACUACGUAAAACAAAUCGUACGACCGUAUUACAUAGCAGUGAUCUUUAAUAACAACGCGAUUAAUGCGUUCUCUUUAGCAACAACUACCUUUGACAUGUCUUCAGCUAUGUGGCUAGUAAUAUUCAUUUACAAGGAACAUGAUUUCGAUUAUUGUCACAAUCCACCAGGUAAUAUAUUUCAUCUAAAAUUCGACUCAGAAAUGUUAGUCCGCUGUGGUACGGAAAAUAUUUUAUGGGAAUGCUAUAUGGAACUUAGAGAAAGGAAUCACUAA